Corylus avellana is the source of this 838-nucleotide messenger RNA. It is a transcript of the gene EPF1, whose product is annotated as epidermal patterning factor 1. NCBI's taxonomy places the organism in Eukaryota, Viridiplantae, Streptophyta, Magnoliopsida, Fagales, Betulaceae. The record is from RefSeq and is a predicted model, not a curated record. Gene Ontology annotation, biological process: stomatal complex development; guard cell differentiation.
AUUCUUCCACGAUUAUCCUUCUUCUUCCUCCGAUCCUGUGACCAAUCUUCUGGUGCACCCUCUUUCAUGUGACCUCUUGGCUUUUCAAUAACAUAGUCCCAGCCCUUGCCUGUGAUUUGCUUCAAUAUCGUCGGCUUUCAGCCACCCCUUUAAAUAUACACCUACUCCUCUCCUCUUCCCUUCACACUUCUCAUCUUUUUCUCAUACUUUUUCUUGCUUACAAGCUUACUCAGACUGAAAAAGAAAAAGCCAAACAAAAGUUAAGGGAAAGCUCAUAUAUAGACAGACAUGAAGGGUUUUGUUUGUGCUUCUGUACUCGUCAUUCUUCUCCUUUUUGUUCCAGAAGUUAUGUCCUUGAGGCACCUUGGCCGGCCACUCUCACGUCAUCAUGAUGAGGGCCAUACCCAUUACACCGAGGGUAAAGCAAAAGACGGGUUGGUGGCAAAACCAAAUUCCUACACGGAAAGAAGGCCGAUGAAGAGAAAGGUACCCGAUCCGCUCCAAAUAGCCGGGUCAAGCUUACCCGAUUGCUCUCACGCUUGUGGCUCGUGCUCACCAUGUCGGCUAGUCAUGGUGAGCUUCGUCUGUGCAUCGCUUCAAGAGGCUGAGACAUGUCCCAUGGCUUACAAGUGCAUGUGUAAUAACAAGUCUUAUCCUGUUCCAUAAAUCUAACUACUUUUGUUUUUUGUUCGAGCCCCUACAAGAGCUAGCUAGGUUGUGUAAUCAGAGAGUUUCUACUUAAUUAGGGAGUUGUUUAUCAAAAUUAGCAAAAUUCUAGCUUUCUAAGUGUGCUUAAAUUUUUUCUGUAGAGUAAUUGGAAAUGAUGGUUAUUGUUAAA